AUGGCGCUGCAAGACGGCAACAUUGCCAGUGGCAUCCAGAUCUCCAAUGAAGAUCAAGAGUCAGAUGAAGCAUGGCUUAUCAAGUGGAUUACGAGUAAUGCCGACCCCCCGCCGUCGUCAACCCGACGAAUACCUAGACUUCCAACCAUGGUCAGAGAGACAAGAGACUACUAUGCUCCAGAGGUCGUUUCCAUCGGUCCAUACCAUGCUGCUGAUAUCCCCAAGCUCAAGUUCAUCGAGAAUCUCAAGCCAGGUUUCACGAAGAAGCUCCUAUCACCCAACUGGGAGACCCAGGUCAGCAGUUUGUACAAAAAGCUUGGUGAACCAACCAUGGUGAAAAGAUUUAGAAACUUCUAUGAAGAGAAAUCAACAGAUGGUUUAUCUGAUAAGGUUUUCACGAAGAUGAUGAUACUCGACGGAUGCUUUAUUUUGUAUUAUAUUCAAUCCAUCUAUGGUGGGGAAGUCGAAACUUGUGAGUUGAACAGCCACCAGAUUGUAUUCGUCCAUCAAGACCUGUUCUUGCUCGAAAACCAGAUUCCAUUCCAAGUUCUAACCGAGGUGAUGAAUUUGGUAAAGAUUAACAGGCGUAAGAAGAUUAAGGACUUCAUCUAUGACAACUUUUUGGCAUCGGUGAGGCCGAAACGCGGGUGGUUCUGUGCUGGCACCGGUCAUAUCCAAGAAGCUCAAACUUCUGGCGCCGGUCAUAACCAAGGAGACUUCAACUUCACAGUUGAUCAUCUUCUCCAAUUUCUGCAUCAUACCCUUACUGGAGAAGACUUAUAUUCGAACGUUUCAAAAAAGCCACAUUUGGUUCAAACAACCAACUCCAAUACUAUAAACAAAAAGGACUUACACAGAUGCACUUUUCGCAAUGUCAACGAGCUUAUAGACGUAGGGAUCAAUUUCAAGCCAAGUAGCAUCAUGGGAUUGACUCAGAUCGGGUUCUCUAAACGGUGGUGGUUGUUUUCAGCCGACGUAGAACUCCCUCCGAUCACCGUCGAUGAUUCCACCAAGUCCAUGGUGUUAAACUUGAUCACCCAUGAAAUGUGCUCAGCUGACGGCCAUGAAGCUUGGGUUACCUCCUACAUUUGCCUGCUCGAUUCUCUGAUUGAUCACCCUGAGGACGUUAAGGCUCUUCGCAAAGCUGGGGUUCUUGAUAACUCUCUGGGGAGUGACAAGGAAGUUGCGAAACUGUUCAAUGAGAUAGGGACCGAUUUGGUGCCAAACAUUGCAGCUUACGCAGAAGCCAAAAACAAGAUACAGAAACAUUAUGGCAGUUUGAGAAACACUCGUCUUUCAGAACUGAAGCAUGAGUAUAUAAAGAGCCCAUGGGCGUUUUUAGCACUUGUGGGAGCUGUGAUGGCUCUUGUUCUUAGUGGCGUUCAAACUUACUUCACUGCCUGGACUCCCAAAAGCCAGUGUGAUGAUCUUUGCAUGUUCUUGAAGAUGAACCAUCACUUGUAA
Messenger RNA from Cynara cardunculus var. scolymus (artichoke), 1464 nucleotides. Its product is annotated as UPF0481 protein At3g47200-like. The record is from RefSeq and is a predicted model, not a curated record. The coding region runs from base 1 to 1464 and encodes 487 amino acids. The transcript has a single exon. Lineage: Eukaryota; Viridiplantae; Streptophyta; Magnoliopsida; Asterales; Asteraceae.